This is a messenger RNA of Scatophagus argus, 980 nucleotides long. RefSeq names its product olfactory receptor 142-like. Gene Ontology annotation, cellular component: membrane. NCBI's taxonomy places the organism in Eukaryota, Metazoa, Chordata, Actinopteri, Scatophagidae. The coding region runs from base 1 to 921 and encodes 306 amino acids. The record is from RefSeq and is a predicted model, not a curated record. The transcript has a single exon. Gene Ontology annotation, molecular function: G protein-coupled receptor activity; olfactory receptor activity. Gene Ontology annotation, biological process: G protein-coupled receptor signaling pathway.
AUGUUAAACUCUACACAGGUUUCAAAUGUCACGCUUGCUGCCUACUUUGACACUGGACUGUUUAAAUACUUAUGUUUCAUGAUUGUUAUGUUGUUAUAUGUUUUCAUUGUUUGCACCAGUUCUUUUCUCAUUGUGGUUAUCUGCAUGAACAGAAGCUUACAUGAACCUAUGUACAUUUUCCUGUGCAGCCUGUUUGUAAAUGAACUGUAUGGUAGUACAGGGUUGUUUCCAUUCCUGCUGGUUCAGAUCCUCUCUGACGUUCACACUGUUUCUACUUCAUAUUGUUUCUUGCAGAUUUUCUGUUUGUGUUCUUAUAGUUGUGUGGAAAUUUUCAAUUUAACUGUCAUGUCUUAUGACAGAUAUCUUGCUAUCUGUUGCCCUUUACAAUAUAACACACACAUGACAUCCAACAAGAUUACAAUACUUAUCUGUACAGUAUGGUUAUAUUCUUCUGGUAUAUGUUUUCUGACAAUAUCAAUGAGUGUCCCUCUGAAACUCUGUGGGAACAUCAUUAACAAAGUGUACUGUCACAACUACUCCAUCGUUAAACUGGCCUGCUCUGACACUAAAGCCAACAACGUCUAUGGACUCACUUCCACUUUCAUUUUUGUCUUCUGUCCCGCGUCUCUGAUCUUUUACAGUUACAUGAGGAUCCUUAAAGUUUGUUUUUCUGGUUCCAAACAGACCAGACAAAAAGCUGUCAGUACCUGCACACCUCACCUGGCUUCUCUGAUCAACUUUUUUUGUGGUUGUUUCUUUGAAAUACUGCAGAACAGGUUUGAUAUGAAACAUGUGCCCAACAUGUUGCGCAUUUUUUUGUCAUUAUACUGGCUUACAUGUCAACCUCUCCUCAACCCUUUACUGUAUGGCCUGAAUCUGUCAAGUAUCCGUAACAUAUGUAAACAUAUAAUUUUUGCUUGAACACGGACCACAAAAGAUGCUAAUGAUUUCAGAUGUUUACCUAUUUGACAGGUACUGGU